This is a messenger RNA of Fraxinus pennsylvanica, 393 nucleotides long. NCBI's taxonomy places the organism in Eukaryota, Viridiplantae, Streptophyta, Magnoliopsida, Lamiales, Oleaceae. The record is from the annotation of a GenBank genome assembly.
AUGCGUGCAAUUACAAACCCUUCUCUCCUUAUCCUCCACCACCACCACGACGGCGGUGCCACCACUCUCCUCCGCUCCUUCCGCCGUAACUUCUCUCUAUUUCCUCCCUCUUUCAGCAUUUCCAACCCAAAAUCCAGGGCCUACUCUACUGCUUCUACGUCCUCUGCAGAACCGCAGCCUGGUUCACUCAUCACUGAAAGCAAUGAGCGAACUGGACGCUCCGGUUCACUCGCUUUGCCACCUACCCAUUUGGAUAUUGCGCAUAAAAUUGACGUUAACCCUCCCAAAGGCACCCGGGAUUUUCCCCCGGAAGACAUGAGGCUCCGCAGUUGGCUUUUUCAGAACUUCAGAGAGGUUUCACAAUUGUUCGGGUUUGAAGAGGUAAUUCUUUGA